AUGGCUCAAAGGGUACAAAGGCCACUUAAAGCUUUCUUUAUAACGAAUUUUAAACCAACACUUGAAGAAGCUCGAAAGGUUUAUUCAUUUUUUGCAUCAAAAGGAGAAUUAAUCGAAUUCAAAUUUGCCAGGGAUCCUGAAAUAAAAAAAAUUAAAAAUUUUGGUUGGAUGAGUUAUAAAGAUAAUAAAAUUACAGAGGAAUUAUUUGAGAAUUGGUUUAAAAUUGAACCAUAUAACACGGAAGUGAUUGUACAACGGGCGGAUAAAGAAGCUAAAAAAAGUAUCACCAAACCACCAAGGGCCUCGAGGUUUAGCUUUUUUGAAGGUUUCCACCUCAAAGAUGAUGCUCCAUCAUCAUCUCCGGUACUUGAUCAAAUUAACUAUAAAUUCACUUCAACAAGUGACAAUAACGAUAAAUCACAAUUACAUUCGUCAGAUACGGGACAGGAAAAUGGAAAUAUUAUUAUAGAAGAAAAAACAAACGCCUAUAGUGUUGUUAAUAAUGAAAGUAAUGCUGAUGCUGCUCAGAAUCCAAGUGAUAAUGUGUGA
Molecule: messenger RNA, 549 nt
Organism: Funneliformis geosporum
Lineage: Eukaryota; Fungi; Glomeromycota; Glomeromycetes; Glomerales; Glomeraceae
Source: the annotation of a GenBank genome assembly